This is a messenger RNA of Adineta steineri, 993 nucleotides long. NCBI's taxonomy places the organism in Eukaryota, Metazoa, Rotifera, Eurotatoria, Adinetida, Adinetidae. The record is from the annotation of a GenBank genome assembly.
AUGGCAAUACGUAUAAAUGAAAUAUUAAAUAUAGAUUCAUGUUUAAUUCUUUCGAAUAAUAAUACUAUUCCACGACUUGGUCUUGGUACAUGGCGAAGUGAACCAGGGAAAGUACAAAGCAUAGUUAAAGAAGCGAUUUUAAAUUGUGGUUAUCGUCAUAUUGAUUGUGCAUGGUUGUAUCGAAAUGAAAAUGAAGUUGGUAAUGGUAUACAUGAAGCUCUUGAAGAAAGUCAAGGAAAAAUAAAACGUGAAGAUCUAUUUAUUACCACUAAAUUAUGGAAUCAGCAUCAUGUACCAGAAGAUGUUGAAUGGGCGAUUCAUGAAAGUUUAAAAAAACUUCGAUUAGAUUAUGUUGAUCUCUAUCUUAUGCAUUGGCCUGUUGCUUUUAAGAAAAUGAAUGAAAAUCAAUGGUCACAAACUGAAGACAAAACAGUUCGUUAUUAUGCAGAAGGUAUAACACUUGCUGAUACAUGGAAAGCAAUGGAGAAAUUAGUUGAUCAACAAUUAGUACGUUCAAUAGGUGUAUCAAAUUUUCAACCAACAGAAAUCGAUGAAAUUCUUCAAACUGCUCGUAUUAGACCAGCUGUUAAUCAAAUUGAAUUACAUCCAUAUUUAAAUCAACAUGUAUUACGUGAAUAUUGUGCAAAACAAAAUAUUAUUAUUACAAGUUAUUGUCCAUUAGCAAAUUUAAAACGACCAAAUGAACGUGAAGAAGAUGCAUCUGCAUUAAAUAAUCCAGUAAUUCAAGAAAUAGCGAAAUUAAAAAAUCGAACAACAGCACAGGUUAUAAUUCGAUGGCAUAUUCAACAUGGCUUAACUGUUAUACCGAAAACAGUAACAUCGGAACGUCUUUAUGAAAAUUGUCAAGUAUUCGAUUUUGAAUUAUCGGAUAAAGAAAUGAAUCAAAUUGAUCAGUUAGAAAAAACUGAUCAUAGACGAUUUAUGAAUCCACCAUUUUUACGACCUGGUAAUAGGAACGUAUUUGACGAUUGA